CCCGCAUUGAGGCUGACUUAUAUAUCUUGCAUUACAGCCCGCCAGUAUUUUUUUCUAGCCUGGUGCCUUUCUGAUUAGCUUCAACCUUCACUUUCCCUGUCUACGCCGGAUUCUCUGUAAUCAGUAUCAGUAGCUCACGACUCCUAGCUCGAAGAUCGGCAACAAAAGACGAAAUGACCGGUCCAAGCGACUAUACGGUUGGCUGGAUUUGUGCUCUUCCAUGCGAAUAUGCUGCGGCACAAUCAUGCCUCGAUGAGGAGCACGAUGAUGUGUCGGUAGAUGCCUCCCAGAACGAUUAUAACGAUUACACUCUCGGACGGAUUGGCAAUCAUAACGUUGUUAUCGCCGUUUUGCCCAAGGGUGGACAUGGUACAACCUCUGCGACAGCCGUUGCGCGGGAUAUGCUGCACUGCUUUCCCAACAUUCGUGUUGGGUUGAUGGUCGGCAUUGGUGGUGGCGUGCCGACGAAAAAAGACAUUCGACUUGGCGAUGUGGUAGUUAGUCUGCCUCAGGACAGCAUGAGUGGCGUGUUCCAAUAUGAUUUUGGAAAGUCGAUUCAAGAUCAGGAGUUCGUCUACACCGGUGUUCUUGAUCAGCCUCCGGCCGCGCUACGUGGCGCAAUGGCUAAAAUCGAAGCACGGUAUUGCCUGAAAGGGCAUCAGAUCGAAGAAAGGCUUAAUGCCAUUCUCUCCGAGAAUCCACGAUUGCGACAGAAGUACAGCAGGCCCAAUCCAACAAGUGACCUUUUAUUCAAACCUGAUCUUACGCAUGACAGUAUUUGCAAUGGCGAAAGCGGAUGUGUGAACGACCACAUGAAUUUGGUCGUGAGGCAAGAAAGAUCCCAGUUUGAAGCCAUCACCAUCCAUUACGGCACAAUUGCUUCAGGAAACCAAUUGAUGAAGAACGCUGUGAUCCGUGACAAGCUUUCCCAAACAAAAAACAUUUUAUGUUUUGAGAUGGAAGCAGCCGGUCUAAUGAAUCAUUUCCCGUGUGCGGUUAUUCGUGGAAUCUGUGAUUACUCGGAUAGUCACAAAAACGAUCAAUGGCAAGGAUACGCUGCGCUGACGGCUGCUCUCUAUACCAAAGACCUUCUAUCUCAACUGUCCCCUCGCCAGGCCAAUGUGGAGAAAAGGAUGGCAGAAAUUUUUGUUGAAAGGAUCAGUUAG
Aspergillus candidus is the source of this 1166-nucleotide messenger RNA. RefSeq names its product 5'-methylthioadenosine/S-adenosylhomocysteine nucleosidase family protein. Bases 174 to 1166 code for a protein of 330 amino acids. The transcript has 2 exons. Gene Ontology annotation, biological process: nucleoside metabolic process. NCBI's taxonomy places the organism in Eukaryota, Fungi, Ascomycota, Eurotiomycetes, Eurotiales, Aspergillaceae. The record is from RefSeq and is a predicted model, not a curated record. Gene Ontology annotation, molecular function: catalytic activity.